GCUGUUGAUUCGCUGCCCUCCGAAUAAACUUUUCGGCAACCCCAUUCACCUCUCUUCGCUCUCUUUCCGACCCUAUGCCCACGAUGAAGGAAGAAGAUCCUGGAGUUACAACGCCUACUUUAGCCGCAGAAGAAGCAACGACAGCUCCAAAACGCAAACGUGGGAGACGAUCCAACAAUAUCCAGGAAUCUGAUGCGACACAAACGCAUAGUUCUCGUCCGAGGCGAAAAAAAUCGGUUGUCUUGAAUACAACGGAUGAAGAAGUUGCAGUCGCGAUGCCCAAGCGAAAACGGAAAAGAAAGAGUACUUUCAAGGUCGAUGCUCCCAAUGGUAGUAAGACUACCCCAAGGCCAACUAAAGAGGCAGACUUGGCUGACGCCUUCGAAAAAGAAUCCUAUUCUUACGCGGACUUGUUUCCUGGAGACGAAGACGACCAGGAUGAUGAAAACGUGGAUGCGGCAGACGACGACAGCGAGUAUGCUCCUUCGGAUGAGGAUGUUACUGAUCAUCUAUCGCCGUCCAGUGGUAGGCGUCGAGGUGUAUCUGCAGGCACUCGCAGGCAAACAAGAAGUAAACCAUCAAGUCAGGAACCCGAGGGGUCGACGGAUGAGGAUGAGGCUGGAGAGUCUGAGUCCGAACUCGAAGACGAUGACGACGACGAUCUUGCAUUAGAGCGUGCAGAAGUCGACUAUGCAUCUAAUGGCGCCUCGGUUGCACUCUUUGAAGAUGAAAGCCGGCCACUGAGAGAUGUGUACGACUUUGAUGCUCAGAGUAUCAUUUCCGAUCAACGUAAUCAUCUUAAACUGCACCCCACAGAAACCAGUGCACAGACAGCCGGGCAGACUGGUACCCGUCCCACUGCAAAUGCAAUAGCUCGUGUAGCAUCUCAUCGAACUGCUCGGCGGAAUGCUGUUGGAUCGGCCUCUAGCUGGGGCUCGAACAUAUACAGCGCCUUGGCUGCUUCUCUUCGAACACGUGCUGAUUUGGAUGCGUAUUCUGCCUUUCUGAAGUCUGAUGUUUUAAACUCCAGAUUGGAUUGUCUCAUCGCUGACUUAUGCAGACCAAGUAGCCAGCAUGCAAAUCUGUUUUUCGGCAUAUCUGCCAGUCUCCAAAGCCUGAUGAGUCGCAUAAACGAUUAUGACAAAGUGGUUGAGUUGCUGCAUGCUUUUGUAGCUCGUUCUUUUGGUCAGCUACAGCACCGCGUAGCCCUGUUGGUCCCUGUGAUUCACCAACCAUUGUUCGGUUUGAAUUACAUCCCUUCUGUGACAAACGCGUUGAAUGGGUUCGUCAGCGAACUGGAUCCCGAAAUGAUGGUCAAACCUUCCUAUCUUCUUAACCCGGACACUACACUUCUGGCAAUGACCAACGCAACUCUGAAUGAAUUUGGUGUUUCUGCUGCACAGUACAAUCCGAUUACAGGCUCUGGUAACAUGGGUCGUUUCAUGCCAGAUAUACAACAGCUCAUCGUACCUCCAGAUGUUUUCAACAAACUAAAUGAUCUGAUUGCACUUCCUCCGGACCGUGUGUACGAAAUAGCUUUGUCCAGAGCUCAUCAAUAUGCAGAAGAAUCGGACAUCGAUAUAAGUCCCAUUGAACCUCCUAAUCUUCAACGCUUGGUGUUAAUCGUGAAUUCAGAUAGCACCAUAAUCGCUAUUGCAUUGCUGGAUUAUUGGGAUCCUUCUCAUGUUCCGCAUGAUAGACCGAAGCCAUCAAUCGACCUGAUUACUCUAGAUGGAUGUGUUUCCGGGGAAAUUUCAGCUACCCUCACGGGAUCUGUUAUGUUGGAGGAUCAAGUGAUGGGUGUACUUAACGAAUUGGUUGAUACUGUCUCUGGAAACCCACCUUCAAGCGAGCUUCAUAGCAAAUUUUCGGCUAUUUCGGACAAAUCAUCUCUCGGUCAACUGCACUUCAUUGACGCCUUUUUACUUAAACCAAAUGGACGACGCGAUCAACUACUUUUGAUUGCUCAUGCUGCAAUGGCUCACCCUGCUCUGGAUGAAAGUAUUGUUGGAAAUGAUUUAUUCCGUGUUUACUCACUGAUUGACGAAGGUCGUUUCCUAUUCGAAAAGCACGGGUUCGCCCCUGAGGUUCCGAUCACCUUGGAUGGGGUUCAUGUUGCUGACCCAGACGAUCUUUUGGAGGACCAGUCUCUGUUGGUAGUUCCUGACCUUUUGUACGAUACACUCCGCAAGGUUUUGCUGCGUGAAUUAAUUAGCGCAACUGGUGCUACUACUAGUUUGCUGAAUACCAAAAAGACAGACGCUUUAAUGGGGUCGGUUCCGAUAAUGCAGUGCACAAAGUUCGUUGUACUCGAUCGCAUUCGUCGAGUUCCAUUGGCGAUUGUUUAUGAUUCUCCGGUUCGCCUAGCUCUUCAGUUGACGAGCUCUGAACCCAAUGUUCAUCCUUUGGGAGAAGUGGCGAGCAAGCAGUUUGAUCAUCUUACUUCCAUGGAACUAAAGGCUAUUGAGUCAGCUUUUCAACCGACCACGGCUGAUUAUCGAUUGGUUACGAUUGGUGGUUUGCUUUACGGUCUCCAAAUUGAUGAUCAACGUAUGGUUCGGCGCGUUCUAGAGAUAUCGCCCGCUCGCCAUGAGUCAAUUUUUCCACACGCCCAACGACCGUCUUUGUGUGCUCAAUCAGUAGUUGGAAGCGCAGAGUCUUUCACAGCCAGUGUCCGAAUCGUAAACGAUGAAACCAACAGCUCUACUGUGUUACCGGCCUACUUUUAUCCACGUUAUGAAAGUCAAAAACAGAGUGGCGUGGUUGCUGCGUUUUCUAGAUACCUGGUGGAUCAAAUUUUUGACCUUCCCAUACAGGUUAGCCUUUACGACAUAAUGUUUCGUCUAGGUCAGAAGCACAUGCCAGAGCUCCUGGCUCGCCAACACAUUGAAGCUGCUGAGGCUGCUGCGUACGCUGAGGCAGCAGCCAAUCCUCAUGCUCCUCCUCCCGCACCUGUCCCCCUCCCUGAACAUUGGGGCGUUUGUUGCCUUUGUUCCAAAGAGUUACGGUCUCCGAAUGGUUUGUUGGACCACGAAAUGCGACACAUUGGUCUGUCAAGGUUUCGUUGUAUGGCACAUAACACUAGUUUCUUGGAUCGUCGACAAUGGCAGGCGCAUAUGAACGAGAUGCACACUACCGCCCGUUCAGCUGCUCUGGCUGCUGCCCUCCCUCGCAUAAGCUCAAUAGUUGCCCCGGAGUCAGGUAGUGAUCAAGAGGAAGGUGAAGAAGAGGAUCCCAAUGACGCAGAGUCGGCUCCUGGCAGUGGUCUUCUCGCAGGGCUGGCACAAGUUUUUAGCAUUGGAGUUUUGGUCGGUCGAAUGGAAGCACCUCAGUGCGAAAAGUGUGGGGAUUAUUUCUUGAAUGCCGAUGUUCUUACUCAACACCUUGACUACUGUGAUGGCGUUAGUUUUUCUGUCCGAACACCUAUUCUUCGCACUCAGAAAGGGAGUGUAGCGGAUGAGAGCACUCUGCCUGUUGAUCCGUCCGUUGUGGAUGGUGACGACGAUGAUUUACUCGAUCUCAAGUCCACGGAUUCCUUCGCAUGCGGUAUGUGCGGCACGCAAGUAUCAUCGCAUGAAAAAAUUCUCUGUCAUUUUUCUUCUCAUCAUCUUCAGUGUAUUUUGUGCAACAUUGUCAUGAGGUCACUUGAAGAGCUCUCUAUCCACUAUCAGGGUCAUCUUAAAUCAGGCAACUCUGUAGCACCUGAAGGCGCCACGUUAGAAUCAGGCGUCAAAGAAGAGUCAGUAGGCGGAGAUCAGAACAAGACGGGGGCUUUGACUAAAACAGCAGCACACAAACUACUGACCUGUGAUAUCUGUUCCAAUUUUUACGGCACUAAAUACAACUACUAUUUUCAUCAGUGGGCCGAACAUGGUGUGGUUCAUCCGCCUGUGGGGUCCACUACCGGCACUCAGGAUGGUGUGAUACAAAUGCGUCCCCCAAGGCAACGCAACGAACGAGACGAUCUGUACUAUGCUUUGGCUGGUGUGCGCCGUAUAAAGUGCAAGUUCUGUGGCUGCGUCGUCCGCGUUGCUGGUAAAGAGUAUGUCGGCCACUUGCUUGCCAAACACGACAUUCUGGCAAACCCCGAUGUGAUCUGUCGUAUUUGUGCAGAGUUAUUCGAUAAACCGGAGCUACUCUCGGUCCAUUUGGGGGAGGUCCACGCUCCAUCGGGUGAGUUCGCUAAUGCUGGAGUUCAGACUAUUUUCCGUUGUACACAUUGUGAGUUCUGGGCUUUUUCAAAAGGUUUACUAAAGCAUGCACGAGAUGUUCACAAUGAAUUUGCCCCCGCAAUGUACGAAUGCACGCACUGCUACGAAAGAUUCUCUGACAAGCGCUGUUGGCGCACCCAUUUGGAUAAGCAUAACGAAGGAUACUCCCAGCGUUGUCUCGAAUGUGGACGGGCGUUCAGAUUACGUGCUUCCCUGUUACACCACAUCCGCACGCAUCAUGGAGAGGAUCAGGGCCCAGCCACUUGUGAAUACUGUGGAUUGACUUAUCCAAAGCGUGGUUCACUGCGUUACCACAUCUUCCGGAUGCACAAUCAGGAGCUUGCCCAUGAAUGCACGAUGUGUCAGAGGCGGUUUCGGCUUGAAACUGAAUUACGCCGCCACGUAAAAGAAAUGCAUAGUGGCGCGGUUCGCUGUGAAAUUUGCCACAAAGUAUGCUCCAAUCUGCGUUGCUACGCUCAGCACCGCCAAAAGCACUUCCGAACACGGAUCUACCAGUGCACCGAUUGUCAAGCAACAUUCAAGAGCAAGUUGGCGAUGAAGCGACACAUUCGAGUGGAACAUUUGCAGCUUGGCCCUGAGCGGUUUGAAUGUCAAAUAUGCGGUAAAAUUGUCACCCAAAUUGGGAUGCACAUGUUAAUACACAAAGAGGCCCGCUUCGAAUGUGAGUAUUGCAACAAACGCUUCACAAAGGCAGCGUACUAUAAUGAACAUUUACGGAUUCAUCUGGGUGAACAACCCUUCGAAUGCCAUAUUUGUCAGAAAAGAUUCAACAAGAAAUCAAAUCUCAAUGUACACAUCAAGUUUCACGAGAAACAUCGAGAUGAGGAGGGUAAUUAUUUAGAGCUGAAACCACGCGGACGUGUCAGUCAAAUGUUUGGCGAUGCUCUCAUGAGCCCUAGUGAUCGAGCAGCCCGACAGGCCGCAAUGGCCCGCAACAAUGCGCCCACUAAAGCAGAUGCGGCGGUGGGCAACGAUUUGCCGGGUGCGUUCAACGUAUCCGCUGGUCCACCCGGGGCUGCGGCCGAGGCGGCAGCGCAAGCCAUUGAGCAGUACGGGAUGGAUUCCAACGCCGUACCGGACGGGCUGAUUUCACUAUCCGAACAUUUCACCUGAUCCGUUCUUAUUGCUAUUCUGUCCGCAUUUCUCUUGUUUUAGGACUCGACUCAUCAUUAUGAUUAAGUGUUCUGUCUUCGCCCCGCUUGGCAAUCUUCUUCUCAUGUGCCGUAUUCUUAUUCUUCUCCUUGUCUGCCCCCCAACUUCUCCGUGUACAAUUUGCGCCCCACUUGCUUCCGAUCGUGUAUUUAACUCGUUGCGAGAUCGGAUGACUUUGGUUUAUUGACUUGCGGCUCAGCACAUGCUUUGUUUUUUAUUGUCCCUGUAUGCAUCGACCUGUACUCAGCGGGAUACCACCCUGCUAAUCUGUAAUUAGUCACUUACUUGUCUCAAUUGGACUUCUCUCUGCCCUUUUCGGAUAGAAUGCGGGUAUUAUGGCCACCCCCUUGAUUUGAACUUUUGCACUGUGUUUGGAAUUAUUAUGUGCAAUUUUCGUUGCAAUGCGUACCACCAUGUGAGAUCGAAUGCCGGCAUAAGAGACAUUUAGU
Dicrocoelium dendriticum is the source of this 5833-nucleotide messenger RNA. The record is from the annotation of a GenBank genome assembly. NCBI's taxonomy places the organism in Eukaryota, Metazoa, Platyhelminthes, Trematoda, Plagiorchiida, Dicrocoeliidae.